Neltuma alba is the source of this 1292-nucleotide messenger RNA. RefSeq lists its product as uncharacterized. The coding region runs from base 43 to 1233 and encodes 396 amino acids. Lineage: Eukaryota; Viridiplantae; Streptophyta; Magnoliopsida; Fabales; Fabaceae. Gene Ontology annotation, biological process: response to abscisic acid. The record is from RefSeq and is a predicted model, not a curated record. The transcript has 4 exons.
CCAACUGCUACUGCUAUUUCCUGAAUGAAUUAAUCUCCCCGAAUGGCUCAACUCGAGCGCUUCCCCCCCAGACAAGUAAAUGCCUCCAGAUCUCUCACCUCUCCCACCGUGGAAAAAGCCCUUCGAGGUGGUGAAUUCUCAAAGGGCUCGCCCACCUCCAACAGCCCCAUUUCCCCUUUAUCAGAAGACGACAACGGAGCCCCUCAGAAGAAAUCUGUGCUCUCCAAAGUGAAGGAGAAGGCCAAGAAAUUACGCCACAGUCUCAGCAAGAAAAAGCACGACGACGGUAAUAUUACCCCCGCUUGGGGCGUUUCCGCAGAAGAUGAGGAGGAGGAGGAGGAGGAAGAUGCGGAAUACCUUGGAGCUCCAAUGUACGAAUCGGAGCUGGCACCCGAAGCAUACAAAGAAAACGCCAGGCAGCAUCCAAGAGCGACUCCUGUAAUCGCCGAGAACCAUGUUUUGCAUAACCCUUUAAAAUCCAGAGGUGAAAUGGAUCGUCAAAAGCCGCUCAGCGGCUGUACGGAGUCAAAGAGAACAACUCAUCAUCAUCAUCAUCUUGCAGCGUCCACAAGUUCUCUUGCUUCAAACAAGACAAUGACCGGGAAUGCAGCUGAGAAACUCGCACCAGCAUAUACGAAAGCAUCAUCAGACACAGGCCUUUGUAUUUCCUCUAAAAUGCAAGGCCUCACGGUUUCGAAACACUUAGAUACUCAAACCCCAUCACUGACCCCAGCACCAUCUCGUAAAUCUCCCUUGUCGGUGACUACGACGAAUCCGCUGACUCCUCCCGCCAAGACGGCCUCCAAACUUUCUCCGGUUGCGUCAAAGGCUCCACGCUUUUCAUCAGCCCCAUCGACUCCGCGCAAAUCAUCACCAUCCGCGUCUUCUACGCUGAAUAUGAAGAAUGCCACGGCCGGCCCCGGCGACCAAACAUGGGACAAGGGUGUAUCGGUGAGAGAGUAUUUCAAGAAUAAGUUGGAGCCAGGGGAAGAUGAGAAAGCUCUGUCUCAAGUGAUAUCGGACGCAAUGAGUCCUAGGAGAACUCCCGGUGAUGUGGGCGUCAUGGAGAAGGUGAGAGAAGCUGUUACCUCAUUGCUCCGAAAUGAGGAACCACCGCAAUAUUCUGUCAGAAGUCCAACCUUACGUGCCUCGUCUCAAAAUCAUGUACUAUCUAGCAACGUUCAGCAAGUUGCUGAGGAAGAGAACCAUGGCAGAAUCCUCCAGACAAAUUGAAAAUCUCGACAGGGAUAUGUCUCUGACUCUUGCUCAUUUGUAUAUAGCAUAUUCAACUA